CGCAGACGCCGUUGAGCGCUUCGUUCUCAAACGAUUGGAAACUUUUUACCGUCAGUAGUCGAUCAAGUAUGGCUUUGCCAAUGCGUGUGUCGUUCUCUGUGCCUGAUGCGGACGUCAGUCUGGUGGAGAUCGAUGGCAGUCCGUACGACGAGGAUGUCGAGAUGGACCUCGUUCCGGACUUGACCGUUCUUCGUGCAACCGAAGCGACCCUUCACCUUGUCGAGCAUAACGUUGACUUCGAGUACGUCGGACCUGACGGCGUUAUGGAGGAUUCGGGCUUCGAAUUUGGAGGAGAAGGCGGGAUGUGGGGAUUGCAGAAGGUCAAGGCAGUUGACGCGGAUAUCUUGAGAGCCAGAGAUGUGGAUUAUCAAGGGAUCUGGUGGGCUGAUGCCCUCAUCUCGCGAGAGUCCCUGCGAAAGACAAGACUUAUGACACAUCAGAACUACACCAACUGCCCGCCACCAGAUCCUCUGCUAGAUCCUCCAGAUAUUCCACCAGGAUACUCCGAACGCAAUAUCUUUGCACAUCGGUCUACGACAACCACUCGUGUCCCGACCAUUGCACACUUUCAGUUGCGCCAUCUUCUCUCUCCAGCAACGUCGACCGCUGUGUACCAUGCAAAAGGAACGCAGAUUAUGAGAUAUAAUCCGCAUAACCCGGCUGCUGCUUGUCAGGUUGUGAUAGACCUGCUGUCAGGGGAAAGUACGCGUAUUGGUACACGACCGACGACAUUGGCUGCUGACGCCGCCGUUGUUGCGACCGCGGGCUUCUACGGAGAAUACGCAUACACCCUAGAAAAUAAUUAUGAUGAGGAUGCGGAUCAGAAGGACUUCACCGGCUUCCUGACUGGCAGCGCUCAUGGUAUUGGAAAUCAUGUCCACAUCAGCAGGUCACGGUCGUCUGAAUCACCAGUUCUUGUGUACACUUCGAACGAUAGUUCCAUUCGAACAAUCGAUACAGCACAAAACGUGUGUCUUUCUGGUCAUUCAACACCAUGGGCGCCAAACACAUCAAGUACAUCUCCUGACGCCCGUUUACGGCUUGUGGGCGGUGAUUCGUGCGAUGCAGUGAUUAUUGAUGCAGAGAGUGGCGGAAUUAUUGCUAAUCUGAAGGCACAUACGGAUUGGAUUUUUACGAGUGCGUGGUCGCCGAGCUGGUAUCUUGCUACGGGUAGUCAGGAUACCACGGCUAGGCUAUGGGAUGCACGAAAUUUCAGUGCGCCUGUAGCAACAUUGCCGGCACAGUGUGGUAGUGUCCGGACCCUCGAUUUUGGUGGUGCGAACGGAACUUUGUUGGCUGUUGCUGAGUCCGCUGACUUCGUCACCCUGUGGGAUACUUCGAAAGAAAGAAUGCAGGUCAUUGACUUCUUCGGAGAAGUUGCUGGAAUCGGAUUUGUUGAGAGUCAGGGAAGUGAAAGGCUAUGGAUUGGCGUCAGUGAUGAGAGAGUUGGUGGAUUAAUGGAAUAUGAAGCUGAUUUGGAUAGGGAUCUGGCAGAUUUGGUUAUUUGAUUCAUGGCAAAGCGGUCAUUUGGGGGACUUGCAGGCACAAGCCAUGUGAUGAAAUAUGGACUGGAUAUUGGGUGGAUAACGGCGUUCAUGUGGGAUUUUUACCUGGCGUGCUUUACCAUGGAGGAUUACUUUAGAUCACAGCAGAGCGUUGGUCCAGACGUCGACUGAAGCUUGACUGGCCAUGUUAGCUGCUGGCGAAUAGAGCG
Messenger RNA from Saitoella complicata NRRL Y-17804, 1714 nucleotides. RefSeq names its product WD40 repeat-like protein. The record is from RefSeq and is a predicted model, not a curated record. Bases 69 to 1508 code for a protein of 479 amino acids. Gene Ontology annotation, molecular function: protein binding. The transcript is spliced from 2 exons. Lineage: Eukaryota; Fungi; Ascomycota; Saitoellomycetes; Saitoellales; Saitoellaceae.